Guillardia theta CCMP2712 is the source of this 2655-nucleotide messenger RNA. RefSeq lists its product as hypothetical. The transcript has a single exon. The record is from RefSeq and is a predicted model, not a curated record. NCBI's taxonomy places the organism in Eukaryota, Cryptophyceae, Pyrenomonadales, Geminigeraceae. The coding region runs from base 1 to 2655 and encodes 884 amino acids.
AUGGCAAGACAGCAGUUUUUCUUUCCUCGAACGUUUUCAGUUUGCACGAUCUUUGAGAUGCUACACCUGCAGCCCUACGAGCCUCACCUCAAGCAGAGAGUCAGCACAGGCAUGCUGGACCGGUUGGUCAUCCCUGACACCAUCGCAUUCCGCAAGGGGUUUCCGGGAUACCCCCGAUGGUACCUGACGUCUGUGGUGGACAUGGGGAUGAUCAAGAGAAAGAACAGCUUCAACGUCACUCCCCGCAAGAUCCUUGAAGCCUUCACCAUCAAGAAGUCCAGGCAGCUCGGGCGAGGGAGCUCGGGGAUCAUCGCGAUGCUGAUAGAGGACGUGCAGUCGAGCUCAUCCAUGGCAGGGGAGGAGGAGUUCGGGAAGGUGGUGGUAGAGUACCUGGAUGAGGUCAUGCUCAGAGACUUUCUGCAGCACAGAGCAGGGACCUUCAGCGGGAUCCUGCAGAAAUGGGUGGAACCUAAAGGACCGGCUAACAGCAUGCUGCAUGCUGCCUGGCACAACAACGUGUGCAAGGUCGACAGCGUCACCAACGUGCGAUCGCUGAGGGACAGACGAUGCUCCAUGUACGAACGCGCCGUCACCUUCGAUGGAGGGAGCAGCUUAACUCGCAGAGACCCUGUGCCGCUGCUCCUGCAGAAGGAGCUUCAGGGCCUUUGCUCGAGCAUAUCGCGACACGUGGGGGUGGUGACGGAGCAGAAGGUUAGCGUGUGGGGCAUCCAGGGAUACUUCAAAGUGAGGGGCGACGGGAAGGUCGUAUUCCUGUGGGCAAGCAACCUUAAGAUCUCCUCCUCCCCCUCCUCCUCUUCGACUUCCUCCUCUGCUGACGCCUCCUUCGGCAACCGCAUCUGCUCCCCCACCAUGAGCGCCCCGGGGGAGGUCAACUCUGCAAUGAGCACGAUCAGGAGCAGGACGUACGUUUGUCCCGUGUCGAACAAGGUGUGCAGGUGGGAGGAAGCGAAGACUUUCAUCAGCUACAAGAUGAUCAUCUUGGAAUGGAACUCGAGGUUUCCCCCAGACAGCCUCUCCCUCGACUUCCGGCCCUCGUCUGCAAGGGUUCUAGAGGGCAGGAGGGCCCUUGAACCUCCUCCUCCUCCUCCUCCUCCUCGCCCUCUCUCUGCCAGGAUCUCCAACCACCGCCCGUUGUCAGCCCGCGUCCUUGUCGACGGGAGAGCAACGGAGGGGAAGGGAGCGACGGGGGACGAGCUGCGAACGUUGACGGAGGGCGGGGAGGAACGGCUGAGCGAGCAGAAGUGCAUCCCUGAGCUGAUCAGGAAGCUGGAGAACCUGAGCGACGUCAGUCUGUACAAGGCUCGGCUGCGAGAUGCGUCCUUCCUCUACAAGCAGGUCAGAGUGUCCGACGAGGUCGCCAAGUACUUUGCAAGCUUCGCUCCCUCAGUCGCCUCGCCGCGGGGGAGCAAGAAGAGCUUCGGGCUCGGUCACUUUCUUGACCACGAGCAGGAGCCUCGUCCUGCCAGCUCCCCUGUCUUCUCCUCUCGCACUCAGAGCACUGAGAGCACCAGCCUCUUCCGCUCCUCGUCGCUGCUGUCCGGGCAGGGAAAGGAGAACGAGAGAGUAAUGGCCGGAACUGAGUUGCAGCACAAGACAACGUUCAUCCCUCCGCUCAAGAUCCCCCGCCUCGAUCGAGCCUCCUCCUCCCUCCCUCUGGACCCCGUCAGGGUCGCCGAUCGCCUCCUCUCCCACCGACAGCAGGCGGCAUUGGCGCUGCACCUGCAGCGAUUUCGUGGCUCCCGCGAGCAGCCGCCAACAGAAGAGAAGGAGAGCAGGAGGAAGCGGGAGGGAGGAGGCUGGCGGAGGAGCCACCAAGACUUCUUUAUGCUCGAGUCCCUCAAGGCCCGGGUGCCCGAGAGGGUCAAUGACAUCCGGUCGGGAGGAUGGAGUGAGAGGAAGGAGAAAGAGGAGAGGAGCGAGGUACUGGUUCCUACAGCACCCAAGGAGCUGAAGAAAGGAGUAGGAGGUCUGGCGAGUGUGAGAAGGGUUGGGGUGGAGAAGGGGAGGAACGAGGAGGACUUGUACGCGAUGCUGGUGCAUCAUGAAGAACAGGAGCUGCAUGAGAAGGAGAAGCUGAAGCAGUUGAUCGCUGAGGCCAGGAGGGACCUGCAGCUCAUCGAAGAAAGUCAGUCGAUGGAGGACAGCAUGGAGAGUGUCGUGAUCGGACCGAUGGAGGACAAGACCGAUGAAGAGCAUCAGGACAAUGAGGAGGACGAGGAGAGGGACGAGGGCGACGACGACGACGACGACGACGACGACAGGGAGGGAGAGGAAGGGCAAGGAGGUCACAGGAGAGAGGAGGGAGCUCUUGAUCCUGACGACUUCGCCUCAUCAAGCGACGCGGAAGUUCUUUCAGGCGCGUCCUUGCGCUCCUUGUCGUCGGGUCAGGUGGACACGGAGGCCUUCACGCGAGAGUUGGAGGAGCGACGGGCGGCAGGCAUGGAGAGGGGGAGCGAUGUGCCUCCCCUCGACGAGUUUGUCCUCUCCGCUCUCGAGAGCGUCACCAACCUACCGGCUCACCUUCACCGCGAGCUGAUCAACGACCUGCUGCCCGAGCUCGACCCCUCCGAGCAGAGAUACUUCUUCGACAUCCUCGCGGAUUGCCAGGGGUUUGAGGAGGAUCUAGGCGUUUAA